GCCAGCCUGCGCCGUUACUCUCGGUACGUGUCGGUGAUUUAACGGCGGGCCGUCCGGAGCUGCGGGGACACGUUCAUGGAGGAAACGUGAAGCUUUACCGGACAGCACCGGAGGGGGGAGGAGGCGGAGGAGAACUUUUCCCGCGGUGUUGGCGCUGCAGGGUGAUGCGUUGGGAUGGAGGAGGUGGAGCACAGUCACUACGUCGCCCAGCUGAAGGCCGAGUUCGACAGCUGUGACACGACGGCCACCGGCUUCCUGGACAGAGAGGAGCUGACGGCGCUCUGCCGGAAGCUGCAGCUGGACGCUCACCUGCCGCUGCUGCUGGACACGCUGCUGGGAGAACGAACCUAUGCCAGGGUGAACUUUGAGGAGUUUAAAGAAGGCUUUGUGGCCGUCCUGUCUCGCUCCCUGGACUUCAGCACAUCGGAAGACGACAGCAGCUACCUGGAGCCAGUUGUUUCAGAGGAGGUGAAGCCAAAGUUCGUGAAGGGAACGAAGCGUUACGGCCGGCGCUCUCGUCCCGACAGUAAACCCGACGCUGCGCCGACCUGUGACUCGGAGGACUCGCUGCCAUCCAGAACUGAGGCCACAGACUCGUCGCCAGCCGGCGUCCGCAGGGCCAAACUGAGGCGGUCCACGUCUCUGGAGAGCGUCGAGAGCCUGAAGUCUGAUGAGGAGGCAGGAAGUCAGAAGGAGAACAGCCAUCCAGACUUUCAGUGUAAAGCUGCUCUGCAGGAGGAGGUGGAGCAGGGGACCGGAGGAGGGGACCAUGUCCUGACAGCACCUGGUCACCUGGGCCUGCAGCAGCUCAACGCAGAGGAACUGGACUCGCUGCUCAGAAAGCUGGACGCCGACUUGGACGGGAGAGUCAGUAUCAGGGAUUUUCAGAAGCUUCUCUGUGGCUCAGUCCCCAUCUCCUGCUCCACCCCCACCAGACCCACUGACCUGCAGAGGACGCCACACAGGUCUCAGUCAGUGUUAGAGGAGCGCUUGGCUCGCUCCACCUCGCCCUCCCUGCUGACGGCCACGGUGGGUCAGAGAGUCCUCAGCCGGCUGGACGACGGAUCAGGAUGCACCGGCCCCGAGCGGGUCAUCGCCCUGUGGACCGAGGAGGGCAUCAGGAACAGCCGGGACAUCCUGCAGACUCUGGACUUCCCUCUGGAGGAGCGUCUCAGCCUGGCGGACCUGACUCUGGCUCUGGACAACGAGCUGCUGGUCAGCGGGAACGGCAUCCACCAGGCGGCGCUCAUCUCCUACAAGAACGAGAUCCAACACCUGCAGGUGGUGGCUGAUCAGGCCUGCAGGGAGCGGGACAAGGUGAAAGCUGACCUGGAUCUGGCCGAUCAGAGGAACCUGCAGCUGGUCAGAGAGGUGGACGACCGCCACGCCAGCAUGGAGACGCUCAACCAGAGCCGGAUCAGGGACCUGGAGCAGGACUUCCGUGAUAGGCUGACGGCUCUGCGCGGUCAGUCGGAGCAGGAGAGCGAGGCUCUGCUCCAGCAGGUGGAGAGGGAGCGCGGCGCCAUGCAGGAGGAGGUGCAGCUGCUCAGAGCGCAGGAGGCGGAGCUGCAGGAGGAGCUCUGCUGCACCACGCAGGAGAACAGGCGUCUGGAGGAGGAGCUGAGUGCUGUGAAGCUGAAGCUGACUGAAGCAGAGAGCUCAGUGAGCAAGCUGCAGAGAGACGUGGACCAGCUGCUGCACGACAAGUUCGGCAGCUGGGACCCGGCUGGUGCUGGUCUGAGUCACGAGGAGCGAUUCUCAGAAAUCAUCAAAGAGUAUGAACUGCAGUGCAGGGAACUGCGGGACAGAAACGAUGAGCUGAGCUCAGAGCUGGAGCUGCUGAAGAGUCAGAGGAGCGACAGGAAGUCCAGAACAUCUGCAGGAGACGCCGCCGCGCUGAGCUGGACCGAACAGCGCUCAGUCACCGGGGAGUCUGACUCUGACGACUCAGACAUGAAGCGCAGCUCGUCUCCUGUGAUGAAGAAGAAACUGCAGCCGCCUGAUAAAACUGCCCUGUGCUCACUGGACAGUGUCUCUGGUCCUGUCUCUGGUCCUGCUGUCAGCAUUCAGACUGAACUGGCUCUGGAGCAGGUGAAGCAGAAACACAACCAGGAGCUGCAGCAGCUGCACAUCCAGCUGGAGACGCAGGUGAACUACUAUGAGCGCAGUCUGGAGCUGAUGAGGCAGAGCAUGGAGGUGGAGCGCAAAGACAUCUCUCAGGCCUUCAAGCUGGAGAUCAGUGAGCUGGAGGAGCAGAAGGCUCAGGCGGAGCAGCAGGUCAGGCAGCUGAAGGAGGCUCUGGACAAGCUCCAGACUCAGAUCCAACAUGGAGGAGGAGGAGGAGGAGGAGGAGGAGGAGGGGGGGGGUGGAGCAGCGAGCAGGAGCGCAGGGUGCAGCGGGAGCGGGCGGAGCUGGAGCAGAACUUUGCCAGAGAGAUCAGUAACCUGGUCCAGAGGCUGAGCGCCGAGAAGGAGCAGCUGGAGGCCGAGCUGAAGCUGAAGAUGGACCAGGAGGUGAUGCUGGUCAGGGAGGAGUCCGAGCAGCAGCUCUGUCAGAUGAAGCUGCAGCACGCCGAGGGUCAGCGCCGCCUCCUCCACCGGCUCCACCUGGAGCGCCAGCGGCUGCAGGAGCAGAGACGAUUCUGGGAGAGCCGGCUCGUCCAAUCAGAGCAGGAGAAGCUGCGGCGUGAGGAGCGAGCCGGGGAGGAGCAGGCCAGGAUCUGCAGCCAGCUCUCCUCAGAGAAGAAGAGGAUGGAGGAGCAGCACGAGGAGGUGGUCCGUCAGCUGACGGAGCAGAUCUCCAGCUUACAGGAGGUCAUACGGAGCUCCAGCCUGCAGAUCAGCCAAUCAGAGGCCAGUUUAGAGGAGCUCAGGGAGCGUUGUGGUCAGUUAGACGACGAUCUGAACGCUUCUCACGGGCGGUGCUCAGAGCUGGAGGCCCGGCUGGAGGAGGCCUGCACUCAGCUGGAGGAGAGCAUCACUGUCCUGGAGUCUAAUGAGGUUUUGAGUAAACGCCUCGCCUCAGAGAAGAGCUCGGUGGAGGAGGAGCUGCAGCUGGUGACGGCCAGAGAGGAGCGUCUCCUGGUUCAGGUUUCCCAGCUCAGAGAGCAGCUGGGAAACCUCCAGGCUGCGUCCGACAGCAUCGUGCAGGACCGGGAGCUGGUGGCUGAGAACUGCAGCCGCCUCUCCGAGACCUUCGUCCAGCAGCAGGCUCAGCUCAGAGCCAGAGACCAGACUGUCACCGCCCUGAGGUCUGAGCUGGAGAACCUGCAGGAGGCCAUGAGGACCAAAGCUGAAUGUGUCUCCAAACUGACGGCUGAGCUCGACCUGUUAAAGACGGACCGCGCGAGGCUGAUCCAAGAUCUGAAGGACCAGGCGAUGGCUGUGGACAACCUCCAGAUGGAGCUGGAUGGAGUCUCAGAGGAGUUAGACAGAAGGAGGAGGACAGAAGAGAGUCUGCAGGAGACUCUGAAGCAGGAGCAGACCAGGACCUCACAGCUCCAGCUCAGUCUGGAUGAGGAGAAGGACGAGGUCUGCCGUCUGAGCCAGGAGAACAGGAGCUACGCCCGGCUGGCAGACCAGCUCUCCACCCAGAUCGUGGAGAUGGAAGAAGAGAUCUCCACACUCAGAGACCACCUCAGAGACCUUAGCUCCCAGCUCAAUGAGACCGCAGACCUGGUCCUGGACCUUAGGAGGCAGCUCAACUCAAAAACUGGCGAAGUGGAUCGGCUUCGGGCCGAGGUGGCAGACAGCGCCGAUCUCUUACGGCAAGCCAAGUCCUCCUCUGAGAAGCACUCCAGCGCCGUUCAGCAGAUGACCGCUGAACUGGAAGCCAAGGGCGGUGACCUGGACCGGGCCAGAGAGCAGGUCCUCCAGCUGCAGCAGGCCCUGCAGGACUCCUGGGACCAGCUGAGGACGGCGGAGGAGGACUUUGAACGGGAGAAGAAGAGGAUGACGCAGCAGCUGAUGGAGCUGGAGAAGCUGGUCCUGGCUCUGGAGGAGGUGAUGGACACAGCCAGUCCACACAGGACUCAGCUGGACGGGGUUCGAUCAGAGGACGCAGCUCUGCAGGACAGGCUCAGCGUCCUGCAGCAGGAAGUCCAGAGCCUGGAGGACGACGUCGCCAAGAAGAGGAGGAAACUGGAGGAGAUGGAGAGAGAGCACGAGAGGAGCCGAGAAGAAGAGGAGAGGCUGCACAAAGAGAACUCCAGGUAUCGAGAGGAGGUUCUGGAUCUGAGCAGCAGGAACCUGCAGCUCAGCAACAACAACGCCGAGCUGAGCGCCCGCCUCCGCGGAGAGCAGGAGUCGGUCCGGAUGCUGCAGGAGCGCCUGGCGACCGUCUCCAAGGAGAAGGAGGAGGAGGGAGCUACGGUGCGCCGGCUGCAGGAGGCAGCGAUGCAGCAGGAGCGGGAGAAGCUGCAGCAGGCGACGGGGUGGACACAGGAGAGACAGCUGCUGGACAGAGAGCUCAGCUCCUGCAAGGACAAGCUGGGCCGUCUGUCGGAGCUGGAGGCAGAGCUCAGCGCUGUGACUCUGAAGCAGCAGUGGUUGGAGGAGGACAAGGCCAAACUGCUGAGAGACGCAGAGGACCGAAACAACAAGGUGGAGAAGCUGCAGCAGUCUGUUCUCUCCCUGGAGUCGGAGGCCGAGCGGCUUCGCUCUCAGCUCCACGCCGUCAAUCAGGAGAAGCUCAGCCACGCCCAGGAAGUAACUGAGCUGCACAGGAAGCUGCAGGACUCUCACAACAAGGUGGAGGAGCUGGAGACCAGCGUCAGGAGGGUGAUGCGGGAGAAAGAGGAGUUGUGUCAGGCCCUGGAGGAGCAGCAGGAGCAGGCCUCCGUCACUCUGCAGGAGGAGACCCACAGACUGAGAGUCCAGAACCAGGAGCUCCAGCACAAGCUGUCAGAGCUGCAGGUCCAGGGUCUGCAGGUCCAGGAACUGACCCAGGAGCAGCAGAACCUGAAAACCAAACUGAACAAACUGGAGACGGCGCGGACGCAGGCUGAGGACCAGGCUGUCCGGGCGGACGCGGCUCUCACUCUGGUGCAGGCGCAGCACGUGCGGCAGCUGCAGGAGCUGCAGGAGCGGGCAGGGGACAGCCACAGGGAGCAGGUGGAGCUGCUGCAGGCCCGGCUGGGGGAGGAGCAGAGGAGGAGUCAGCAGCUGGAGGAGACACUGAGGCUUCAGGCCCAGCAGAGCAGCUCUCAGAUCAGCAUCAAGCAGGAUCGGUAUGAGAAGGCGAUGGCCUCCUUGCAGCAGAGGAUGGAGGAUCUGGAGACCAAACUGAGGGGGGUCCAGAUGGUUCUGCAGGAGAAAGUCCAGCAGCUCAAAGAUCAGCUGGCGAAGAACUCGAAGCUGAGCGCGCUGCUGAAGGAUCUGUACGUGGAGAACUCUCAGCUGGUGAAAGCUCUGCAGGUCACUGAGCAGCGGCAGAAGCACGCAGAGAAGAAGAACUUCCUGUUGGAGGAGAAGGUCAACGCCCUCAACAAGCUGCUGAGAGAGAUCGUCUCCGUGUCGCUCGCCACAUAGCUGCGGGACCAUGAACCCAGGGCCGGGGUCCCAUCAGCAGCUGCUCUGAGAUCAGAUCACUAAAGCAGCUUCAGGGGUUAGCCUAGCUUAGCACAAAGACUGGAAGCAGAGGGGAACUGUUAGCAUAGCCGCCAUCAAAAUAAAAGAGCUCCACCGUCCGACAACUCCAGAACAGGAAGGUCCAGACACACUGCAGGUCGUUUGGUGUGUCAGGUGACACACACACACCAGCUGUUCCUCUGUGUUCUAACACAGGUGUUCAGAUAUUUACCUGUUCAUACCUGGUUCUCGUGAGAACAUGGAGCCUCAGAAGAUGAAGUAUUGUCUUUCUGGGACACGCUGCAGUGGAAUGUGACACAAGGCUCCACCUUCCUCAUGUUAUCGCAGGUGAAGACGAGGCACAGCUGGGUCUGAUCCUCCUCUGUGACUCAUCUGUGAAACGUCUUCACUCAAAAUUAAAACUUUAAAUAUCAUUUUUUUCCAUAAAUUAAAAAAUUGUUUACAACAGAUUUAAAUCAAAUUCCAACUUUACACUAUCUUGUCCACACUGCACUCCAGGUGAGACACUGAUGACUCAGCUCAGGUGAAGGUGGGUCACCAGCUGGUGGGCGUGGCAUUUUGCUUGAGUCAUCCCUGUUCUCACCUGUAACGACGUCUGUUCGACAGGUGAAUGUUUGUUCUCCUCCCUGAAGCUGAUUUAGAGAAACUGAACGUUUGUUUCCAGAUGAAGGAAAACGAGUCUGACCCCACACACACACACACACACACUCUCUCACUCACACUCACACACACACACACACACACACACACACACACUCUCUCACUCACACACACACACACACACACACACACUCACUCACUCACUCUCUCACUCACACACACACACACACACACACACACACAAAAACACACAGUCCUGUUUGUUAAACAGGUCGGCACUACUCUGAAGUAUUUCAGCGAUGAGGGUAUUAUGUUUCUUUAAUUUCUAUAUUUUUAUUGUUAUUGUCACAGUAAGACUUUUAUUUUGUGAAGGUCGCGUCGGGGUCAUGAAGUUCUGGUGUCCAUUGUCCUGAUCAUGUCCUGGUUUGUGUUUCUGUCCUCAGAGUGAGACGUCCCGCUCUGCUGUUACUUUCUGCCUGUUCAGUUGCAACAAACCAAAUCUCACCUGUGUGAGCCUCACCUCGUUACCCUGACACUGAUGAUGAUGUGACAUGAAAACCACAUUAAAUGAUGU
This is a messenger RNA of Toxotes jaculatrix (banded archerfish), 6763 nucleotides long. RefSeq names its product ninein-like (gene ninl). The record is from RefSeq and is a predicted model, not a curated record. NCBI's taxonomy places the organism in Eukaryota, Metazoa, Chordata, Actinopteri, Toxotidae. Gene Ontology annotation, molecular function: calcium ion binding. Gene Ontology annotation, biological process: microtubule anchoring at centrosome. Gene Ontology annotation, cellular component: centrosome. The coding region runs from base 175 to 5529 and encodes 1784 amino acids. The transcript is spliced from 31 exons.